AUGUAUGUUCACUGUUCUAUCUUACCUUAUGUUUUUCCAGAGGAGCAUUAUACAGAUCCCAAAGAAUCACAUCAGUUGCUUGCACCAGUUGUGCUCUACAAUGACAGACCAUGGUCAGGUUUGAUAACAGAUCAUUAUCAAACUUUACUUGGAAUGUCCGGUGAUUCAUACAGUCAGUUUGAAGAUCACUACGGUCAUUCAUCUUAUCCAAACUCCACUUCUUCUAUGAGAAAACCUUGUCAACUUCCAACUUUUCAACCAACUAAACGGUCCAAGAGUGAUCUCCCAACACAUGAUCCUUCAAGACUUCAAAAUUGGUUCACCGAGCCUAAGGAAACAAAAUUUGGAUUUGGUUCUUCAAAUUGGCGGGACACUGAGAAGUUGUUUGGAACAAUGUUUCUAAAUCCUUCCCAUCAUGCUACUACACCUUCUCAUUCCAAAUUGAGCUUCCAGGUGCAUUUCUCUGAUUUGAGUUAA
This is a messenger RNA of Melampsora larici-populina 98AG31, 477 nucleotides long. RefSeq lists its product as uncharacterized. NCBI's taxonomy places the organism in Eukaryota, Fungi, Basidiomycota, Pucciniomycetes, Pucciniales, Melampsoraceae. Bases 1 to 477 code for a protein of 158 amino acids. The transcript has a single exon. The record is from RefSeq and is a predicted model, not a curated record.